Molecule: messenger RNA, 1607 nt
Organism: Melitaea cinxia (Glanville fritillary)
Lineage: Eukaryota; Metazoa; Arthropoda; Insecta; Lepidoptera; Nymphalidae
Product: serine protease inhibitor 77Ba-like
Exons: 1
Coding region: 33-1223 (396 amino acids)
Molecular function (GO): serine-type endopeptidase inhibitor activity
Source: RefSeq, a predicted model, not a curated record
UUUCUAAAGCACAGCCGUAAACGCACGUGAAAAUGAAGUGUUUAGUAGUUUUUGUAUUUACCGUUGCAACGUGUUGCGCUGCGAUGGAUUUUAGUGGAAGAGCGAGAAAUUUUAGUUUAGAACUUUUACAUUUUACGCAACUUGAAACAAAUGGCCAUGUUGUUAUAUCACCGUUUGGUAUUUGGAGUUUGAUGACUGGCGUCGCACUUGGAGCAACGGGUAGAAGUAGAAGUCAGCUGGCAAGAGCGUUUUUGCUUCCAAAAGACGAAACCUCUAUAAUAAAUGGUUAUCGGAACUUAACGAAGACAGUGCUCGACCCUACUACUCAGGGAGUAACAUUAGCAAGUACAAACUUCGUUUUUCUCGAUAACGGCUUUAAUAUAUUUGAACCGUUUAGAAAAACAUUAACCACGGAGUUCGAGGCCCACAUGAUGGAACUCGAUUUCAAAGACUCCGACUCAGCAGCGCGUAUCGCGAACACGGCAAUUAAAGGUUCCGGAGCGACAGUUUCAAAUGUGCUAAGGUCGGAUGAUUUUGGAAAUUCUAGAAUGAUUUUAACAAACGUGAUCUCAUUUAAAGGGCUCUGGUCUUCGCCCUUCAACGUUUCAGAUACUAAUGUUGAACCAUUCUAUGAUGAGAAUAAAAAUAAGAUAGGUGAAGUGAAAAUGAUGUACCAGAGGGCAAUGUUGCCAUAUUCAAAUAUUCAAGAAAUGGGAGCCACUGUUUUAGAAUUGCCUUAUGGAAAUGAUAACAAGUAUAGUAUGUUAGUAAUUUUACCAUAUCCUAAAUUAACUGUAACUGAAGUUUACAAAAAGUUCGCUUCAAUACCAUUAAAAUCUAUUUUCGAAAGACUCGAUAGUGAUAUAGUUGAAUACGGAUUGGAAGACGUCGACGUAAAACUACCACGAUUCAAGAUCAGCACAAACGUAGUUCUAAACAAACCAUUGAAUAGUAUGGGAGUUUUCGAUAUUUUUGAUUCGAAAUUAGCUAGCUUCGAAAAAAUUACAUCAGAAGAAAUAUAUAUUUCUGCCAUAGUACAUAAGGCAGAUAUUGAAGUGACGGAGUCAGGUACUGUCGCGUCUGCGGAUACGUCGGCCUAUUUCGCUGAUCGUAUUUCAACACCUACCUUCGAAGCGAACCGACCAUUUAUUUACUUUGUAAUGGAAAAAACAACAGGAACCGUUAUUUUUAGUGGAAUUUAUUCGAAGCCGAGCGUGUUUUGAAGUGUUUAAAAAUAAUUGUACGUGACAGAAAUUAAUAAAGUUUACAGUUCUCUGUAAUAGAUGUGCAAAGUGUUCCUUCGAUGACUAAGUCAAUUGUAGCGAUACUCAGCUCUCUUAUUGAAGUGCUAUGUAACGUAUUCUUGUCUAUUGUCUGAGAAUUGUAAAACAUAAAAAGCAAGAGAGGUCCGAGUGAAUUUUGUGUAAAAUAAUUUGUAUGUAAAAAUGGAGGUAAUGUGUUAAAUGUUUCAUUGAUUUUUAAAUUAUAGUCGCAAUUAGCUGUACUAUAAUAUUUAAUUAAUUCAUAUAUAUCUAUAUAUAUAUGAAUUAAUUUUACAGUAUGUUUAAGAACCAUUUUGUUGUGAACUUAUACUCGACCAACAAACA